Messenger RNA from Brassicogethes aeneus, 1434 nucleotides. Lineage: Eukaryota; Metazoa; Arthropoda; Insecta; Coleoptera; Nitidulidae. The record is from the annotation of a GenBank genome assembly.
AUGAACAUUAGAAAUACGGUAGAGCAAAUAUUACAGAGCCCUGAAUUAAGGGUAUCUUUGGAAAAUACCGUAAGAUCAGUAUGUGCUUCAAGUACAAGUGUACUAUCAACAAGUGUACUACCAACAACAAGUGUACUACCAACAACAAGUGUAGCACCGACAACAAGUGUACCACGUGGACAUAAUCAAAAUAUUCGCAACGAAUUAAAUCAAUUGUUUCCAUCUAUAAGAAGACAGAGUUCAAAGCGAAGAAGAAGCCAAGUCGCCCGAGCUGUAUCAAAAAGUUUUUUCAAUGACGUCAUUUUAAUCAUAUUAAAAAGUAGGACUACCACUUUAAAAGGGCAAGACAAAGCAAAAGCUUUUGAACAAGGAUUGGGCAUUUCAAAUGUAGAAUUUUAUACAGACAUGACCCUUAGUGAUAUAUUCACUAAAAUAAAUAGCUUGUUUGGUGAAAAAUUAUUAAACAUAAAAUUUGAAUUAAUGGUUCCAAUGAGUGGAAAGUUGACAAAAUUAAAUUUAGAACCUGGAAUAGAAUUGCAUGGCACUCUUUUACGAAGGAUUUUUCAUCAAAAAACUAUUUAUAUUCGACCAACAGAAACAAAUAUUUUUGUAGAUAACAGUGAUAAUAAUUUAACAGAUAACAGUGAUAAUAAUUUAAAUAAUUUAAACCAUUUUGAUGAUACAAGUGAUUUUACAUAUUCAGAUUCAGAAUUUCCAAAUGUUAAUUGCCAAUCGAUUUACCAAGAACAAAAUGUAUCUGAUUCUGAACCAGACGAUAUUCAAAAUGAAAAUAAACCUGAUACUAAUUCUAAUGACCAAAAUGACACAUCUAAUACUUUGACUCUAAUAUUGGAAAAUUUAAAAUCAAAAAUUUCAGAAGAAAAUAUUUCUCACUUUAAUAUUUUUCGUGGGGAUAUAUUUCAAUGUUGCAUUCGAGCAAUGAGGAGGCUAACAUUUGACCCAUUUAACAAAAUAGAUGUAAAAUUCAGUGACAUCGAGGGACUGUCAGAAGGUGCUGUUGAUUUAGGUGGUCCCACAAGAGAAAUGUUCCGUUUAGCUCUUGACUAUAUGAAGGACUCAAACCUGUUUGUUGGUCAAUAUAAAAAAUAUAUAUCAUUUGAUGCUUUGUCUUUGGAAAAAAAAUACUAUUUUGAAGCAGGAAGAAUAAUUUCAUUAAGUAUUGUACAUGCAGGACUUGGACCAAAUUAUUUUUCAGAAAAUUUGUAUACAGCCAUUACAGAAGAUACCAUACCCGCUCUAAACUUUGAAAGAAAAUUAGAAAUAAAUUUUCAUUAUGAUGGCGAUUUAAAGUAUCCAAAAGGUAACACAUGUGGUCUGCAAUUACACUUACCUACAUGUUUUGAUACAUAUGAAGAAUUUAAAGUUAAUAUGGAUUUUGGAAUUGGAAACUCCAAAGAUUUUGGAUUUGCUUGA